GCAGGGCCCAGAGCUCAACAGCCUUCCCAUGCAUGUUGGCCGUCUCCACCAACUUUGAAAAAUCAAACUUUCUGGCCCCAACCAGGUGUUGCUGUGGCCUGCUUAUUUCCCAACAUAUUCCACCUCUUCCGAGUAGCACUCCCAACAAAAAUGCAGAGGAAAAUAAACAAGUGGAGACACAGCCAGAGAAAUGGUCUGUCAGUAAACAUACCCAACUCUAUCCCACAGAUUCCUAUGGGAUGCUGGAAUUUCAGGGAGGUGGACAUUCAAACAAAGCCAUGUAUAUCCGUGUGUCAUAUGACACCAAACCAGAUUCACUUCUUCAUCUUAUGGUGAAAGACUGGCAACUAGAACUUCCCAAGCUUUUAAUCUCUGUUCAUGGGGGACUCCAGAACUUUGAGAUGCAGCCAAAACUGAAGCAGGUAUUUGGAAAGGGGCUAAUCAAGGCUGCUAUGACAACAGGAGCCUGGAUUUUCACAGGAGGAGUCAGUACUGGUGUCAUUAGCCAUGUAGGCGAUGCCUUGAAAGACCAUUCUUCAAAGUCCAGGGGCAGGAUCUGUGCCAUAGGGAUUGCUCCAUGGGGCAUUGUGGAAAACAAGGAAGACCUCGUUGGAAAGGAUGUGUCAAGGGUUUAUCAAACCAUGUCAAACCCUUUAAGUAAACUUUCUGUGCUCAACAACUCUCAUACUCACUUCAUCUUGGCGGAUAAUGGCACGCUUGGUAAAUAUGGAGCAGAAGUGAAGCUCCGGCGACAACUGGAAAAACAUAUCUCUUUACAAAAGAUUAACACUCGACUAGGACAAGGUGUUCCUGUCGUUGGCCUCAUUGUUGAAGGGGGUCCCAAUGUGAUAUCCAUUGUCCUGGAAUGUCUUCGAGAAGAUCCCCCUAUUCCUGUUGUGAUUUGUGAUGGCAGUGGGAGAGCAUCAGAUAUUUUGUCUUUUGCACACAAGUAUUGUGAAGAAGGAGGGAUAAUAAGUGAUUCCCUCAAGGAUCAGCUUCUAGUUACCAUUCAGAAAACAUUUAACUACAACAAGAUUCAAUCCCAUCAGCUGUUUGUAAUUAUCAUGGAAUGUAUGAAAAAGAAAGAACUUGUGACUGUGUUCCGAAUGGGUUCAGAAGGCCAACAGGAUAUAGAAAUGGCAAUUUUAACUGCUCUGCUAAAGGGUACAAAUGCAUCAGCUCCUGAUCAGCUGAGUUUGGCUCUUGCCUGGAACCGUGUUGACAUUGCACGAAGUCAAAUCUUUGUCUUUGGACCACACUGGCCGCCUUUAGGAAGCCUGGCACCUCCUGAUAGCAAAGUACCAGAGAAGGAAAAGAAAUCUCCAGCUGCUGCACCAGCCAAAGGGGGAAGGGGUAAAGGCAAAGGCAAAAAGAAAGGGAAAGUCAAAGAAGAAGUAGAAGAAGAAACUGAUCCACGAAAGAUUGAACUCCUGAACUGGGUGAAUUCUCUAGAGCAAGCUAUGUUGGAUGCUUUGGUUUUAGAUCGGGUUGACUUUGUGAAACUUCUUAUUGAAAAUGGAGUCAAUAUGCAACACUUUCUCACUAUUCCACGGCUAGAAGAACUUUAUAAUACAAGGCUGGGUCCACCAAACACACUUCAUUUGCUUGUGAGAGAUGUGAAAAAGGGAAACCUCCCACCAGACUAUCACAUUAGCCUGAUAGAUAUAGGUCUUGUACUAGAAUACCUCAUGGGUGGGGCCUACCGCUGCAACUACACUCGGAAGAGUUUUCGGACCCUGUACAACAACUUGUUUGGACCAAAGAGGCCUAAGGCUCUUAAACUUCUAGGGAUGGAGGAUGAUGAGCCACCUACCAAAGGGAAAAAGAAGAAGAAGAAGAAAAAGGAAGAAGAAAUAGACAUUGAUGUGGAUGACCCUGCAGUCAGCCGUUUCCAAUACCCUUUCCAUGAACUAAUGGUGUGGGCUGUACUGAUGAAGCGGCAAAAGAUGGCAAUAUUCUUGUGGCAGCGAGGGGAAGAGUCCAUGGCCAAGGCCCUAGUGGCAUGUAAACUCUAUAAAUCCAUGGCCCAUGAAUCAUCAGAGAGUGAGCUGGUUGAUGAUAUUUCUCAAGAUUUGGAUAACAAUUCCAAAGACUUUGGCCAGCUGGCUGUUGAGCUGUUGGACCAGUCCUAUAAACAUGAGGAACAGAUUGCCAUGAAACUCCUGAACAUAUGAGCUAAAAACUGGAGCAACUCCACCUGCCUGAAAUUGGCUGUGGCAGCCAAACAUAGAGACUUCAUCGCCCACACCUGUAGCCAAAUGCUGUUAACAGAUAUGUGGAUGGGACGGCUCCGGAUGAGGAAAAACCCGGGUCUUAGGUAUUUUCAUACUGUCAUAAUGGGGAUUCUUUUCCCCCCUACAAUUUUGUUCUUGGAAUUUCGCACCUAUGAUGACUUUUCAUAUCAAACAUCAAAGGAAAAUGAAGAUGGCAAAGAAAAAGAAGAGGAGAAUAUGGAUGCAAAUGCUGAUGCUAGCUCAAGAAAAGGGGAUGAGGAGAAUGGAAACAAAAAGCAAAGGAGUAUUCCCAUUGGAACCAAAAUUUGUGAAUUCUAUAAUGCCCCUAUUGUCAAAUUCUGGUUUUACACAAUAUCUUAUCUGGCCUACCUACUGCUAUUUAAUUAUAUUAUUUUGGUGAGGAUGGAAAGAUGGCCCUCUCUACAAGAAUGGAUUGUUAUCUCCUAUAUUGUGACUCUCGCUUUAGAGAAAAUAAGAGAGAUACUGAUGUCAGAACCAGGCAAACUCAGUCAGAAAGUGAAAGUCUGGCUUCAGGAAUACUGGAAUAUCACUGACCUUGUGGCCAUCUCAGUGUUCAUGAUUGGGGCAGUUCUUCGCCUUCAGAAUCAGCCAUACAUGGGCUAUGGCAGAGUAAUAUAUUGUGUGGAUAUCAUUUUCUGGUACAUCAGAGUCCUGGAUAUCUUUGGUGUGAACAAGUACCUGGGCCCCUAUGUUAUGAUGAUUGGAAAAAUGAUGAUUGAUAUGCUCUAUUUUGUGGUCAUCAUGCUGGUUGUCCUGAUGAGCUUUGGAGUAGCCCGACAAGCCAUUUUACACCCAGAUGAGGAACCUUCUUGGAGACUAGCCCGUAACAUCUUCUACAUGCCCUAUUGGAUGAUCUAUGGAGAGGUGUUUGCAGACCAGAUAGACCUCUAUGCCAUGGAAAUUAAUCCUCCUUGUGGAGAAAACCUGUUUGAUGAAGAUGGCAAAAGGCUUCCUCCCUGCAUUCCAGGGGCCUGGCUCACCCCUGCUAUCAUGGCUUGUUAUCUUUUGGUAGCUAAUAUUCUGUUGGUCAAUCUGUUGAUAGCUGUUUUCAACAAUACCUUCUUUGAAGUAAAGUCAAUAUCCAAUCAGUUUGGAAAUUCCCAGAGAUACCAGCUGAUCAUAGACAUUUCAUGAUAGCCAGUCUUACCUCCACCUAUGAUCAUCUAGCACCUCUACAUAAUCAUCAUGCGCCUCAGUAGAUGUAGAAAAAAAAGAGAAGGGGACCAUGAACGGGAUCGGGGAUUGAAAUUAUUCCUAAAUGAUGAAGAACUUAAGAAGCUACAUGAAUUUGAGGAACAGUGUGUGGAGGAAUACUUUCAAGAAAAAGAGGAUGAGCAGCAGUCUUCCAAUGAUGAGAGGAUCCGAGUUACAUCUGAAAGAGUUGAAAAUAUGUCAAUGAGAUUAGAAGAAGUAAAUGAAAGAGAACAUUUUAUGAAAGCUUCACUACAAACUGUGGACCUUCGGCUCUCUCAACUGGAAGAACUAUCAAGUAGAAUGGUGAAUGCUCUUGAAAAACUUGCAGGAAUUGAUAAGUCUGAACUGGUACCAACACGAUCCAGGGCAUCUUCAGAAUGUGAUGCAACUUUUCUCCUAAGACAAAGUAGUAUCAACAGUUCUGAUGGCUAUAGCAUGUAUCGAUACCAUUUCAAUGGAGAAGAGUUAGUAUACGAGGAUAGUGUCAUUCCUCUGUCACCUGGGCCUGCAUUGCGUAAAAAAACCUGUUCAUUUCGUCUAAAGGAAGAAAAGGAUGGUCAAGAAUCAAGGAUACAUCUGGUACCAGAACGUCAGGGAAGCCUUCGUAUGAUAUCCAACACCAAUACAUCAACAACGCAAGAUUGCUGUAAAAUCACAUUAGACAAUGUACAGGAUAUUUUGCCAAACUCUGGUCCAAAUAUUGGUAUUUCGACGAAAGAAGAUGAAAAGCAGCCUAAUUCAAAAAAUGAUGAAACUGUUUCCCAAGGUUUAAAUGAAACAGAUGUUAUGAAUGGACAGGCCAGAUCAGAUUUUCAGAAUACUCAGUUAAAAGUAGAAAGGACAAAGUUAGAAGGAGCUAUUUCUUACCCAUUAGAAAAAACAAAAGUAACACGUUACUACCCUGAUGAAACGUUAAAGACAACUAUGAAGUCUAGAAGCUUUGUGUUUUCUCACGAAAGAAAGCUAAUUGGUGGGGUUAAUAACUGGAGUACAGACUAUAGUUCAAUAAUGGAUCAAGUAUGCCCUACAACGGUUGAACAGUGGACUACGGAAUGGAAAUAUCAAGUUGAAAAGAAAAUUUCUCGAUCUCGUAGUACAGAUUUCUCUUUAACUGUAUCUGAAGCUGCAAUGCAAGCAGAGCAAAAACAGCACUUAACAGACACAGAAGAUGAAAGUGAUGUUAAAGAAGCAGUUCCCAAGGCCUCUCGUUCUUCUCUAGCUGUCAUUGGCAGAACUUCAACUACAACAGAAAACUUAUUGUCUGUGAAACCAGAGCGAACUUAUGGAUUCCCUUCAGUUCGGUCAAAAAGUUUACAUGCUCAUUCUCGGACUGCCAAGUCCAUUCAGGAAAAACUAGACAGACCUGGGCAUGCCAGCAGUGUAACUAACCUAGUAGUUGUGUCUGGAAGUACAGCAGAAGCACAAAAAGCUAAACAAGAGAAAGCCUCCACAGAAACUGAGUGUUAA
Dromiciops gliroides (monito del monte) is the source of this 4916-nucleotide messenger RNA. It is a transcript of the gene TRPM1, whose product is annotated as transient receptor potential cation channel subfamily M member 1. The record is from RefSeq and is a predicted model, not a curated record. Gene Ontology annotation, biological process: protein tetramerization; calcium ion transport into cytosol. NCBI's taxonomy places the organism in Eukaryota, Metazoa, Chordata, Mammalia, Microbiotheria, Microbiotheriidae. Gene Ontology annotation, molecular function: calcium channel activity. Gene Ontology annotation, cellular component: membrane.